Messenger RNA from Erpetoichthys calabaricus (reedfish), 18080 nucleotides. It is a transcript of the gene aff2, whose product is annotated as AF4/FMR2 family, member 2. Gene Ontology annotation, molecular function: G-quadruplex RNA binding. The record is from RefSeq and is a predicted model, not a curated record. Gene Ontology annotation, cellular component: nuclear speck; nucleus. The coding region runs from base 97 to 3930 and encodes 1277 amino acids. Gene Ontology annotation, biological process: regulation of RNA splicing. The transcript has 23 exons. Lineage: Eukaryota; Metazoa; Chordata; Cladistia; Polypteriformes; Polypteridae.
GCCUGUGUGUCGGCGCGGCUGAACACGUACAGUACGCUUGAUACAGUGAGCAGAUCCUCAGUGCGGGCUGCCUGUGCGGACUGCGUGAUAGCAGGCAUGGACCUAUUCGAGUUUGACUUCUUUAGGGACUGGGACCUGGAGCAACAAUGCCAUUAUGAGCCUGACCGCAAUGCACUGAAGAAAAAGGAAUGGGAACGGCGGACUCAGGAAGUUCAGCAAGAUGAAGAUCUCUUCUCCUCUGGGUUUAAUCUUUUUGGCGAGCCAUACAAGACCAACAAAGGCGAUGCCCUGGCCAACCGUGUCCAGAAUACUCUAGGGAACUAUGAUGAAAUGAAGGAUUUUCUUAGUAACCACUCCAGUCAGAGCCACUUGGUAGGAAUACCCAAAAACUCUGUCCCACAGACGCCUGUGGAUAAGGCCGAACAGCAGAGCUUCUUUCCUGACGGGCCAAGAAAUAGACUGGCACCUUCUCACCAGGGUGUUGGCCAUGUUAGCAGUGCCACCUCCAUGCCUCCACCAUCAGCUGUAACUCUUACAGGCUCUGCAGUACUGCAUGGACACCAAAGCAACAAGAAAUCUCGCUCAGCUGAAUGGUCCCGUGGUAGUCACAGCUCCUCUACUGGACAGUCCAGUCAGACUGCAGGUCAGCAGUGCAGCAGGGCUAAGCACACUAAUUCUGCACAUGAGGCACCUCAGAGUAGGUAUGAUGAAUUAUUUACUAGUCAAGCUGACCUUCACAAGGGAGACUCAAGUCCUGCAUCUACAUCGUCCCGGUCAAGGAGACAUGGCCACUCUUCAAAAUCUGCUGCUGGGGACAUUACCUACAAGGAAAGCAACCACUCCAAGUCUCCCACAGAAACAGACUUCAGCAGUCAUGGCUCAAGCUCACCAGUCCCAUCUACUUCUCUCAUAUGCGGUAGCCUGUCUGCUCCCAAUUUUCCCCCAGGACUGCACUCCAAACCUAGCACAGUGCAACAAAAGCCAACAGCCUAUGUCCGACCAAUGGAUGGACAGGAUCAAGUUCCUAAUGACUCUCCAGAGCUCAAAGCACCUGUGGAAAUUGGGGACACCUGUAGCAAUCCAAAUUUUGGAGGCUUACUAGAGGGAAAACCCAGCACAGCCAAUACCAAGAGCAAGUUGCCAAAACUGACCUUACCCCAGUCAGGAGAAGUCAGUCUGUCGAGUGACUCCAGCUGUGUGGAAGAAAUUCUGAGGGAGAUGACCCACUCAUGGCCUCCACCACUGACAGCUAUUCACACCCCAGGCAAAGCUGAACAGAGCAAAUUCCCCCUUCCAUCCAAGGAAUCCCAAAACCUAACAUCGGGAUACAGCGGACAAAAACGGUGCGAUGUUUCCAACAACAAGCCAGCCACCAAGCCUGUGCCCCAAAAAUCGAUGUUGGAAGAUGACCUAAAGUUGAGCAGCGAUGAAGAGGAGGGUGAACAGGGUGAGGAGAAGACAAAAUCAAGAAGUGCUACUGUACCCAUUACAGGUCCACAGACAAGGAGAGCUGAAUCUGGCCCUUCCAGCGGAGCUUCAGGGAGUUCCAGUGAAUCAGAAAGCAGCUCAGAGUCAGACUCGGACAGCGAGAGCAGUUCCAGUGACAGCGAGUGCAAUGAGGGUUCACGCAGCGCCACUCCCGAGCCAGAACCUACUUCCACAAAUAAAUGGCAGCUUGACAAAUGGCUAAACAAAGUAAAUCCCCACAAUAAGACUCUAAUCAGCAGCCAGACCGAUGGUCAUAGUCUCAGUGGAACACAAGAGGACACUCAGCAAACUGAAAAUCAGGGACAAAGCAAAGGGAAGCCCAACCUUGUUUUGUCACAGCCAGAGAGCAAGGAGAGGGCCCUUCUGAGUCCCAUCAGGGAGAAAGCCAAACCCAGAGCAGGUCAGAAGACUCCAGAGGGAAAAAUUGCAAAACUGAAAUCUCCAGUUCAAGUGGAAUUGGCACCACCGCGACGGUCAACUGGCAAAAAACAGCCCAAGAAGGUGGAGAGGGCUGCUAGCGUGGAGGAGUACAACUGGCCCAAACCAAAUAACCCUAGCUCCACUCCAAAGGAGAAGGAAACACCACCUGAACCUCCUAAGGCAAGGACCAAAGGUGGCAGUGGCAAAACUGCUCCAAGGAAAGAGCCCAGAUCAAAUGCAGCAGGACCACCGCUGGAUAAGAAGAAGCACAGAGGUGCAAGCAAAAUAGUCCCAAAGUCAAAAGAGUUUAUUGAGACAGAAUCCUCAUCUUCAGAGUGCCAUUCUGAUCAAGAAGAUCUAGUUAAAGUUGGUGUUUCCUGCCCAGGCACUGUCAGUAGCACUUUGCUUAAAACAAAAGACUGUAACAGCAACAGUUUGAUCUUGAACAGCCUUAACAGUGCCUGUAGAACAUCAGUUGAUCCCAUUAACAGUGACUUGUUGGAGGAUCACCUUUUCUCUCCAAUACCUAUUGUCCAAAAUGAACUAUUGUCUCCUUUACGGGAAUAUGAAGAGAUCAAAUCUUUAUGGGUGAAAAUUGAACUUAGCUUCCUGUCCAGAAUUCCAGGACAAGAUCUUCCUGAACCAACGCCUAUAAAGAUUGAGUCUCAGGAUUGCAGCACUAAGCACAGGAGGCAGUCCCCGGUUUCAACAGUCACAGAAAGAUCCUCCAGCAAAUCCAAAAGAAAACACAAGUGUGAAAUUUCAGAUCCACUGUCAGGCAAUAAGAAGCUACGAUUAGAAAAGGAGAAUACUUUGCUCCCGCCUUGCAUAUCACCAAUUCACAGCCACAAACCCUGCAGCACAAAAGACUCACAGAAGAAGCAGCCAAGAAAGAGGGAGGAGAAGUUACUUCCACCUCCGCUGUCACCACUGGCAGAUGAACCCAUUCAUCGAAGGAGGGAUAGCGAGAGCAAUUCAUUUACCCAGGAAGCGAAUGCUUCUAGCUGCAAUCAGCAGACAAACAGCACCUUCUCCAACACAAUCCCUUCAUCAGCGUCGUCUUCUUUGCACAAGCACCGCAAGGGUGACAGCAAGUCUGUGACACAUGCAAAGCUGGGCAGUGAAGAAGAAUCUCUUUGCCAGUCUUCAAGCAGCAUGCAUGGCAACAACCCAUCUGACUCUGAUGUUUGGCCAACCCUUUCAUCAGCAUCAGUUGACCUCUCUGCACCGCGGAGGCCAAAGAUGACAUUUGAUGAAACACUUCACAGUGCGGACUACUAUAUGCAAGAAGCCAAGGCAUUAAAGCACAAGGCUGAUGCACUGCUUGAGAAAUUUGGCAAAGCUGUUAAUUAUACAGAUGGUGCACUCUCAUUCAUCGAAUGUGGGAAUGCAAUGGAAAGAGAUCCACUGGAGGCCAAGUCUCCUUUCACAAUGUAUUCGGAAACUGUGGAACUCAUCAGGUAUGCUUUAAGAUUAAAGAAUUUCACAGGACAGUCCGCAACCGUGGCUGAAAGAAAACUUGCAGCUUUAUGUUAUCGUUGUUUAUCUCUACUUUACUUGAGAAUGUUUAAACUCAAAAAGGACCACGCAAUGAAGUAUUCUCGCACCCUCAUGGAAUACUUUAAGAACUCAGCGAAAAGUUCCCAGGCUCCUUCUCCAUGGGGGGCAAAUGGCAAAAGCACAGGUACCCCGUCACCUAUGUCCCUUAGUCCAUCUCCAGUAAGUUCGGUGGGCAGUGCCACAGCUGGAAGCUCAUCGUCUUCUUCCUCAUGCUCAGGCAGCAUUGCCAUUCCCCAGCGGAUCCAUCAUAUGGCAGCUAGUCAUGUCAAUAUUACCAACAACAUUCUGCGAAGUUAUGAGCAUUGGGACACAGCGGAUAAACUCUGCCGAGAAAGUCAAGAAUUCUUUCGGGAGCUGGAUUCUGUUCUUGAACCAUUGACACUACACAGCAGCAUGACAAGCUUGGUCCAUUACGUACGGCAAGGACUUCAUUGGCUCCGGAUAGAGGCUCACUUGUUAUAGUGAUUGGACUACUACACCUUAACUUAUACAGUGCAUCUUCAUCACUACCUCUGCCAGCAUACCAGUUGUCACUUCAAUGUGGCCAUUACAUCAUCUGGAGUGUCUGGCUGUCCACUACACAUGCUCUUCCUCCCCACCACACCACCACAUCAUUUCUUACCUACAGCACCCUGGCUAUUUGCUUAUUGGACAUUAGCAGUGUCAGAGGACACUGUCUGCCAUUAUCCGUCUGAAGGUAAAUUCUCUUGUCUCUCUCUGAUUUACUCUUUCUUCCCAAUUUACAAAUGAAGUAAAUGCCCUGAAGCAAUCUCUAGCCAUUUCUUAAAACUGUUAUAUGAAAUAUAUUAAUAACUAACAGUAAUUCAAGCGCACUUUGAAAAAAGUGCACAGUGUAUUGGGAUUAAAAUAUUAGACAAACCGCUUUUAAACCUAUUCUCAACAGUUUUUCUUUAUAGCAGAAUUCACUGCAAUGAAUGUUAAAUCCUGAAAAGCUUUCUCCUUCAGUUUGUAAGUGUUGACUUUGAGUAACCUGAUUGACUCGUACGCUACAAUAAGAGGGGUCAUAAUUGUCUAACUCAUAGUUAAAGCAAAAUAACAAUGACUUUCAAGUCAAAGCUAAAUAAAGUUUAGCAGCUAUUUACAUGUAUACAUCACAACCAUAUGGAUUGUUGCCUACUCUGAACAGGAUUUUUGAUUCUCAUCACUCUUACUGGCUUAUGAGUUCAUUGGCUCACUCAGUGUCAACACUACCGCAACUGUUGUAUCAGAUAAGAUUUGUUUUUCCCUAAAUAUCCCAACUCGGUUUCUUUGCAUUACCAUUCCCUUUACCUUAAAGAGUUUAAUGGUGGGGAAGUAUCCUGUUUCAGCUAGCACAAUUCCAGGGACCAAUUCUGGUUUAUUCUAUAAAACAAAGAAACUUGAAUCAGUUAACAGGCAAAGAGAGAAAGACUAGAGCAAAAACUAACAAAUCAAUAUCCAUCAGGGUUUUUUCUUAUUAAAUAAAAAAAUGACAAAUUCAAUGAUGAAUUAAAAUUGUGGAGAACCAAGGCACACCUGAUAUUUAUCAAGCUUCUGCCUGGGCCUUCUCUAGCAUACAGACGGACGUUACGGCCUUUCGUGGUUUGGGGGGUGCCAUCCACCUUGUCAAACCUGAGCAUGUGAAAGUGGCAAAACAUUUUUUUAUUAUUGUUUUAUUUUGCAUGUAAUCAAAACGUUGCUUCUGUAAAAAAGAAAAAAAAACAAUGCUUUACAAACUUGUAAAAUAGAACUGUUCUUUUUAACUGUGCAAAUCCCUUUUUUAUUCAAUUUUUCAGAUACUGGAUGCAUUGGUGCAUUCAUUUUUUAUGCAUUCCUCCCGGCAGUAGAAGAAAAACUUAGAGCAGAUUUUCAUGUGUUUUCAAUCUUUAUACGAUGUUAAAAAAAAAAAGGUCCACGAUAUUCAAGUAAACCUUUUGUUUUUCUUUAUGCAAAUAGUAAAUCUCAAUGUGAGAAACAUAUAUACACAAAGAAGGUACCUUAUGCCUGAGAUAAGUGUGAUAUCCAGCUGACAGCUGGUUGGCAUUCUGUUUAAUCCUUGUAGAUUUUCAAAUCAUGAACUGUGUUUACACAUGUAAUUCCUUGCAAAUCAGCAGUAGAAAUGAACAGGAAAGAAUCUCUUCAAUAUCUUUUUGUAUGUAGGCAGAUUUGGCAUCUGAUUUGGACAAGUUUCACGUUCUAUUUAUUUAUUUAUUUGUUUUAUUUUAUUGUUAUCCACAAUUCUGUGAUGACAGUCCCUAAAUGUAUAUAGUAACAGAUUGCAAGUGAGUGUCAGUAUAUUUCUGUAUGGCUGUGCCUUGUUCAGGGUAUCUGCGGACUGCCUGAUGACAAAGGAGCAAAUAUGGAGUCGUAACCCCUUAACAGAGAUGCCCAGUCAACUCCAUAGGGAAACAGCAGCAUGUUCACCUGUGUGCAUUCCAUACUUUGAAACGAUAGUAGUAGUAGUAUUUGUGUAAAUAUUAUUUGCACAUAAGCAAAAACAUUGCUUCCUUCUAAGAAUGACUUCCUGUGCAAUUACUACAAUAAGAAAAAAAAGACACUUUGGAAAGAAUGCUUACAGAGGAUGCCUUAUCGCUGUUCUAAUAGAUGGCUUCUGGGCGGGUAUUCUGUCCUGUGCUCUGCAGAUGCUGCCUAACCUUCUUAGUAGGCGGCGGUGCCAUUGCUGAAUGUGAGUUGCAACUGAAGCUAUGAGGCUUGUGCGGUGCAAUGAUAAUUAGCUUUAGCCAUACUCUAAGUGCAAUAUGGCUUCUGAAAAUACUGAGCCACGUUAGGGUAGGCUAGGGUUACAUUUUCCAUGCCUUAAUUGUUGCUACAUUCAAUGAAUAUUCCCUUUAUUUUAGCUCUUGUUCUUGUUAUUUAUUUUUUUGUUAUUGUAUUAUGGGUUUCAUGUCUUUGUUGCAUAUUUUCAAUCUUUACAGAUUUAUAUAGAUAACAGGGUUGUAUUAUCUUUUUUAAUUUAAAGCGGUAUGAUAGCCACUUCACACUCGCGCCACCCAGUCUCUGCACAUGACAAGGAUUUGGCCGUUGUAGACUACUUUUUUGUGUAGUCUUGCUGGUAGUGUCAGUUUCAUACUGACCAAUCAUUCUAAAUUUAAAGUAAAGAAUUAUUUUUGACAUAUUGGAGACUGCAAUCCCACCCGAUCUAAUUACUGAAUUUCUAGACUUCUGAUGCCUCUUCUUAAAUUCUGUCUUGCCAGUUGUUGGUUUUACUGUUGGAAUUGCAGUUUUCCUUUGCAGCUAUUUGUGUUUAUAUUUUUUUUUUACACUCCAGCCUACUAAGAGCAGACAUUUCACGACCCUGCUCUUCAAAUUAGCAAAGAUCCAUGGAAAAGAAUAAACAGCAAGCAGCAAUGCAAUUGUGUUUGUAAAGUCAAUAUGCAUACAGUUUCUUUUAAUUCUCGGUGCAUUAAAAAAAUGAAAUGUACAAAGAAAUGUACUUAAUAAACUUGGAGAAGUUUACAGUUCAUAGAAAGAAAAAUUAUAUUUGAUAGUAAUUAGGAGUAUCACUUUGGUAUUAUUCUCAAACUUUAUUACACAAGACAGCAUUAUAGAUAUAUAGUCUGAUUCAUUUCAGGAGAAGUAAAGAUGCAUUCGUCAAAAACAUUCUUAUUUGUAAAUAAUUUUUAUUGAAGAUUCAUUUAUUGUAAAAUGACACCAUUUUUAUUCUGUAAUUCAGAAUUUGAAGGAUAAUCUUUUAAAAAAUGUUUAGAUGCAUAAGUGUAUGAGUUAAUUAAGCACAAAGAAAGACAAGCAGUAUUAGGAUGGCGAAUUGACCACAUCUCAGGUCACACAUUUAUACAGAAUAAUCAGAUAACCUUUAUAGAAAAGAGAAUUAAGUAUUUUCUUUGCCAGAUGAAGCCUUGCAUCCACGAGAAAGAGAAUCAAGAUCAUACUGUGUAGGCCAUCUUAGAGGUGCGGAGGCAUUGGGUAAGCCAAUGAUUCUCAAGUUCUGUCUCUAUGGCUGCAGGUUUUAUGCAAACCAACCUUGCCUUUAAUUAGGCAAGCAAUUCAGAACAAGCAUUUACCUACAGUAUGUUACCUAGAGAUAAUUCAGUAUUUUUAUCUUGCUUUUUAUCAUCACCUUGAUCAUUAUUUUCAUUCUUUUUUUCCAGGAGUUGUUGUUAUUUAACACGUUGUGUACGAAUGAGCACACACUAGUGGGUAUGACACUAAAGGAAAAAAAAGUGAAUUAAUAGGAAAACAACAAAAGAGAAUAAAGCACUUAAAGCCAUUGGAAAAACACAAACAUAUCAAAAUUGGUUGUAGACUAUUACAUUUUUCUGAAUGCAAAAUAAGCGAAACAAAAGACCAGCUAAUUAAAUGAUGAGAUGAAUUGGAAGUAAAAUGACCUGCCGCGGGGACACCUCAGGGCUGAACAUGAGGACCACUACUAUUAGCUGAUUGACCAAAUCUGUUGCGCCAGAAAUCUCAAAAGUCCAUGACAUGUAGACAAAGCGAACUCGUCACCAGGGCAUGCAAACCAUUAGCAUGAGGCUGUACCGUUCAAGGGAUUACUUUACACUCAGUAAAGCUCCACCUACAUAAUAAAACUUUAGGAACUAUUUUUCUACCUGAAAAUCAAAGAUGUCAUUAACAACACUGCAACCUAAGCUUUUUCUAAUGAAAUAAUAGUUUUGUACUUUACUUUUACUUGUUAUACAGUUAUGAAACUAUGUUUGAGUGCAGCUCCUUUUUCCAGAUUUUUGCUUAGUUAUGCAAAUUUUGCCCCCCUCCCCACACAUUGCUACCAACUGUCUGCAGUUAUCAGGAACAGUUUGUAAAUUUUCAAGUGGUUUUUGCACAGCUGCUGAACGCUCACGCAAAGAGGACUCAUUCUGUUAGGGAAAUCUGUGCUUCAUUGGCAAACGGAUCUCUGCUGCACAGAGCAUUGGCACUUUCAGUCAGAGCGAGCCCAGUGUAAAACAAAGUAGGUUUAACAUUGCCAGGCAUGGGUUUGGCAAAGGCAGCACAGCAUUCUUGCCUUGCACGUUUGUCACUGUAAGGUGGAUCUGUUCAGUUUCAUCUAGGAAUAUUUAACUUUGCCUAAUGAGGGUCUCAAGAAACAGUAAAGCUAUUUAAUGGCCUUAUGUAUCCAAUAAAAAAGAAACAGCUGGAAUUUGAAUAUGCCUGGAAUGACAAACAGUUGCUAAAGAAGAGAGAUCUUCAACGAUCUUUCAUUCUUGGCAGCACGGCAUGUCUUUGUGCGUCAGUCCUCAAUGCUGUGAUUCUUCAGGCACAAGUGAACUUGCAGCUGGAGGAAUAGAGUGAAGAAAAAAGAGGAAAAACUGUACUUCACAAAAUUUAGUGUCAAAUAAUAGUGAAGUAAUGGGAAAGUAGUGCCACUCUACAAUAAGUGUCCAUAUUUUAUUAUUAAGUGUGAAACUGUAAGAUAUUCUGCAAUUUUUAGCUAAAAAAUAUAAAUGAAGGCCCUUUUGUUAUUUAUGUUGUUCCAGUGUUAAUGAAUGUUAAAUACUGUAAUUAAAGACUAAUAUUAUUCCACUAUUUAUGACAAUCAUUUAAAACUAUAGGUGACUUACAAAGUUCAAAGUUACAAAGUUUUCAAAUACAGUUUCUCCACAAUUAAAGCACCAACAGCUUAGCUGUGCAGUAAGUCUGAGGUAAGAAGUGAGGAUUACAGUUCAACACUUCUUCUGAAGCCACCAAAAAUAAUGUGUAAUAUUCUUAAAAUGACUAUCAAUAUGCACAGCUAUGGCUUUCCUUUAUGUUUAUCUUUAUACAUCCUUAUUUAGUCUGCAAUCUUUAGGUUUACCCCUUAGGCACAUAAAUGAUUAUAUACUAGUGAUUAUGUAUAGGGUACCAUGAAUAUCGGUAUGGAUGCUGAAUCUUCUUGCAAAUGUAAAAAUUAAGACAUCCAGAACAUUUAAGAUAGACUUUUGCAUGGGAAGAUUGCCAUCUACUCUUACUGUCUCUAAUCAGAUGAGCUCUGCAAAACCUAAAGGGGAACACGAUACCUUACCGCACAGCACUACUCAAGCUCCAUCCAUAUUUCAUAUUACAUUGAAGGAAAGCUGCUUAUUAAUAACACCAUAUUGGCACAGAUUUGAAAAGAUAUAUAACAUCUUAUCUACAGUAUACAUACAUGUCUGCAACAGAUUAUGUUGUUUUCAUUUGAAAAAUCUGUAGGUGGAUUGCAGUGCUUAGCCAUUAUAUAUUUUUUUUUUUUUGACUGUCUUGUUUUUGAUGUAAAACGGUAACUUCAUACAUUUUUCUGUAGUGUUCCAAAUUCAGUAUUCAUUCGAACAUGAACUCUCUGCUAGUAACAAAGUGAAAGUGCUAAGCUUGAGAGUAAAAAAUAAAAUCUAUCUAUCUAUCUAUUAGCAAUAUUCAUCUAGAAAAUAUGUAACGGAGGAUCACCUUGGCACAAAACAUUGCUUAUAUAACAUAGCAGCACUGUGAAAAAGCAAAUUAUAUCAGAAAUAAAUUAACAAAAAAAAUGUGAAACAUUACAAACGACUUUGAUAGGCAUGUCUACAAUUAGUUAUUUAUUAUCAUCACCACAGUACAUCUCAGUAAUUUCAGAAUACAAAAGAAAAUGAAUCAAGUGCUCAUAAACAAUUUCUCUAAUCUAUAAUAAUUUGAGUUCAAUGGGGAAUCCCAUUUUUACAUUUAUGAAAACAUGAAACCUAUAAAAUAUUUUUAUUUAUAUAUUAGACAUUUGGCAUUUAUGAUGAUGCCCAAUUUACUGCAAAAUUAAUAAUCAAAAAAAUUAUAAGCAGUGGUAGUAGUUGAACAUUUUUUUUCUAAAUGUCAUAUUUAAGCAAAAAAAGUAAUACUUGAUGUAGGUGAUGCAUAAAAGUUACUUGUGAUUUACACAGGUUCAUUGGUAACUCUGAAACGCAUAUCGCAUACAAAUAUUGAAUUGGUUAAGACUACUUCUUUAUUGACAAUUUGGAUGUGCACAUAUUUUUAUUGUAAUCCAGAAAUGUACACAAUCAUCCAGUUUGCAUGAGUGAAGGUUAAAAUCAAGAAAAUAAGACCUCAAAUGAUUUUGUAUUUCCAGUAUCAUUAUAAAUGUGACUAAAAAUCCUAGGGUUAAAACAGUACAUAUUCAUUUUUUGCAAAUCUUAACUCCCUUAAUUUUUGGUUUAGAAAAAUCAUUAGAUAAACAGGUCAUAAUUGUUAUGCUAAUAGCUCAAACUACUAACCACUAAGCAAAAAACGAUACCUGCAUGAAGUAUAAGAGAAUCAAUAUCUGAGAUUGCAUUGAAUAAUUGUAACAAAUUAACUGCUGAGUUUGUAGAGUGUUGUUCACAAUGGCUGGAUGUAGACAAUGUACAUAUGGAAGAAAAGGAAAAUUAGUAAAAUGUCAUUCAAGCUUUAAUAAUAUGCGACAGAAGCAGACUCCACUGAAUAUCCACAUUUUAAAUGGACAUCUGAAUUUUUGUGUUUCAUGAAUAUUUAAGUGCCAGUAACUGUAACAAUCACUCUUACUGUGUACAUGUGCUUGUUUGAUUAUCUGCUUUAAGUAUUAGUGGCACGGGGGUUUGGGUUCAAGGCCAAAGAAGAUGAAAAGGACACUGGGCUGGGGAGAAUCGGUAAAAUAGGGAGUGAGUAAGACAUUUGACAGCUAAAGGCUACAUCACAUUACAUGUCUUUUCCAGCAAAUUUUUAGUCAUGACCUUCAUUUACAUUAUCUUAAAGAGUUGGAGGCAGUAUGCGGUGCACUCCUGUGAAUCCAGUCACAUAAUGUGACGUGACCAGUGACACGCUCCAAAUAGUCUGUGACUUGCCCUGAUUAAAUCAAAUAAGUUUGAUUUUGCCUAUAGUUGUAGGGGUGGGUUUUGUGUGCAAGAAGCUGACAACCAAUGAAUGCUCAUCUGAAAGUAAAAUUCAUAUAUUGCCCAGUGUAGUGCAAUGCAGUCAAUGAACAUUAGCACAGCUACAGUUUUUACUCCAAAAUAUUGAUAUAUUGGGUCAAAACUUAGGGACAUAGUCUAAUCAUAGUCUAAAUCUUCACUUUAAUGUUUCAUCCAGGGGCUAUGUGUUGAAAUUUAAUAAAACAUUGUUAUCUAGUUUGAUUUUUGCAUUUCAAAAUUAAAUAUAUUAUCUCUUAUUAACCUUUUGCUGCUUGGGGAACUGAAAUUUAAAUGUGCUUUAACUAUCCAAAGUAAAAUAACAUGUUAGAAAACAGGAUUGGAGUACUUAAACAUAUUUUGGCAUAAAACAAUUGUAUCUUAGAUAUGAAUAAUAAAGUUGUGUUUAUCUGUAAAAAUAUAUUUUAUAGCUGUUAAUCAUGAAACAUAACAUUCUUGAGAAAAUACUCUUGUUGUCCACAUCAAAGGAAAAGAGAAUACAACAGUGUAUAUAGCCCCACUUUAUCUAAAGUACCUGAAAAUAUUUUUUAAACUCAUAUUUUUAUUAUCCUGAUGCACAUUUUGUAUUUUUUUUAUUUCAAACUGUGCAAGUUAGAUUAUCUUGUUAGAUAAUGCAAUUUAAAUAUCCUUUCAUUAAAAAAAUUGUAUUAAGAACUGCAGGAGGCUUAAACAGGGCUGCAUUUUACAAGCUGUCUAUAACAAGAUUUACUGCUCCUUCUGGUAUUCAGUUGUUACUUUCUUCUGUUCACAGAGGGUGUCCAAGAUGUUCUCAUAUGAUGAAAAUAAAUCAGCAAACUUCAGUACGUAUACUGAGUAAUAACAGUGUUAAAGAUCACAAGGUAUUCAUUUUAAUGCUUAAAAUUAAAAUGAGCCUUAACGGUGGAUAAUGUUUCCUUUUAUUGUGUCUUCUCUGGCUACAGAUGUUUAAUGCCAUGAGGCCAAGUGUUGCUGCUGUUAGUUACAGGAAAGUUUCCAGCCAUAUAAAUGAGCCUAAUGCUGCCCUGCUUGAGCUCCGGCUACAUAGUUGUGAUGCGCUUACCAUGAGAAUUACAGAAGGGAAAAUACCUGCAACAGAUGCAGGAACGUGUUUAGCAAAACCUAACCAGUAGAGAUUUAAGAAAGAGUAUGUAUGUAUUAAAGUUUGUAUUACAGAUUUGCAGUUCCUAUCAAGUUACCAACAGUGUUGGAGAUAACACAUUAAAAGUAACUUGUUAUGCAGUCAGAUUACUGUUUAAUAACAACAACAACAUGUAUUUCUGUAGCACAUUUUCUUACAAUAAUGUGGCUGAAAGUGCUUUACAGGAUAGCAUAUAGUAAUAUAGUAUAUUACAAGAAAAGAAAAACAAUUAGGAUUAGGCAAUAAUAUAAAAAAAAAUAAGAACUAAAAAAAACCAAAAGGGUACAGUCAGAUGGCUGGGAGUUCAGAAAAAACAAGAAAGAUAAAAGAAAGAAAAACACCAUUUAGGCUGGACAAAAACCACAACAAAGCAAAACAAAAUCUGCAGGGGUUCCAAUGCCAAAAGAUCACACAGUCCCCACUGGUCGUUCUGCAUAACAUAAGUGUUCUAACUCAGUCCUCUCGGUUUUCAUGCUUCACAUGAUGAAGUUGGUCUCGUGGACAGCUGAGAUACCCGCCUUCAUUAUGUCAUCACAGGUGGCUGCACGGUGACAAAUUAAAAAUAACAUAACGCAGUACUUAUUUUAUCAAAGUAAAAAAACCUGUAUUACUUAAAAAAAAAAACAAAUACUACCGAAGCUUCUGUCCAAAACAAACAAACAAAAAAUGACUAUGUCAUUUAUUUCUUCAGUAGCAUGAUGUGUUACAUCAUGUGUGCUCCGGCUCUCUGGGAGAGGUAAAGCACAUGCGUAAUGUGCAAUCUAGUGAGAAGAACUGAACACAAGUUUCAAGUAUAUGUUGAAUUCGAUAUAUGCUGAGGGGUAAAUUUGUUUCAGCUGAGUUCAGGGUCACAGGGAAGCAGUGAUUAUCACAGCAGCACUGGGUGCAAGGCAAGAAGCAAAUGUGGUGGGUGACAUGCCAGUUCUUCGCAGGGCUCAGUCACGCAGCCAAGUACAAAAGAGUGUGCUGUGUACUGUCCAGUAACAGAAGCCUAAUAAUAAAGUGACUGUUUAAUUUUAAUGUAUCUGUUUGCUAUAGAUAUUCUGAAACAGUGUGAUCUGGUGACACACUGACCAGUGUUCAUACCUCGAAUCUUUGAAGAUGGCAAAAGUGGAUGGACGUUAUUUACGUUACAGCACAUGAAGGACUGACACAUAUUUAUAAAACACAAGAAAAUGACAGCUUUUCUCAUCAGUUUCCAUAUACAGGCUUAUGACUUAAUAACAAUGCUGGGCAGUGAAAUGGCAGUUUUUCAUACAAAAGAAUAAAAAGCAACACACUGUUUGCAACCCAUUAGUAAGUAACUGUAUAAUGUUUUAUUUAUUUGUUUGUAUGUAAUGAGUAAUGUAGCUAAAUUGCCCUGAAAAAUAGCAUUCCCCAACACUGGUUACUAAUAUAUAUUGUUUCACAGGUACCAUAGUACCAGAUGUGAGACAGAAAUCAACUUUGGAAGACCGCACUCACAGAAACGCCCCAUCAGCACAUAUCGAGCCAAUUUAGAACUGUCAGUAAAACCAACAUGUCCGUGUUUGGGAUGUAGGAGGAAAACAGAACAUCCACAAAAUACCCACACAGACACAAGGAGCUUAUUUAUGCAAACCCCAUGUUGAGACUCUGAAGCAGCCACCCGGUAGGGGUAUUGACUAAACUCAAUAUAUACGCUAAAGAUCUAAUAUUAAAUAAACAAACAAAUACAGGAAGUAACUGCAAACUUCACCUUCAACUCAGGCCCCUCAGGCCAGCGGUAAUAACCACUGUGACACCCCCUGUGCUAGAAUCAAGUUUGUUUGUUGUAAAAGGUGCUUUCGGGUCAGUAGUCAGUAGCACUGUGAUUAUUUUACUUGUGUCUCAAGUUGACUGUUCAAAACAAUUAAAGCUGUGGAACUGAGAACAGCGAAGCUGGCAAGUCUCAUUUUAUCUUUUAGAGAAACCUGGAAAGGAAAUGAGAGCAAACAAACAAUUGUUGGCAACUGUCACACACUGCACUUAAAAAGGAGACGAUUCUCUCUAUUUUUUCCCAGAAGCAUUAUGAAUAAUACAAAUGGAGCCAGCAUAGUCUGGCAAACUAAACUAAAAUUACUGUGUACUCCGCACACUAUAUUUUUCUGCAAAGAACCUUACAUUAAGAACAAAGAUUAUCUCAUUUUGGGAAUUUCUUUCACCUUCUUUCUCCCAUUCAAGAGUGUAAAACAAAAUGUAAGCACUGUAAUUCCUAAUUUCUGACACAUGAAAUAAAAAGGCACAUCUUUUGAGUACCAGUGGUUAAGGAAUCAGUUGAAGGUAUCCUUUUUCCAAAAUAUGCAUAAAAAUGUCUCUGUAUAUGCAAAAAGUUGAUAUUAUGCAUUUCUAUUUUCUAAAUUUCAUUCUUCUUUAAAAUGCUGAUUCUAAGUAGGACAAUGACAGGCCCAACACCGCUUUAUUUUCCAAAAUUUUGACAAGUCGAGAUGUGAAGUCAGUCAGUCAGACAGACAUUUUCUAGCCCGCAUAAUCCUGCUGGAGCCUAUCCCAGCUAGCACAGGGCAUAAGGCAGGAACAAAUCCUGGACAGGGUGCCAGUCCAUCGCAGGGCAAACACACAAACACCCACCAACCACACAGUAGGGCCAGUUUAGCAUUGCCAGUUCACUUAACCUGCAUGUCUUUGGAUUGUAGGAGUAAACACCAGGCACCUUGAGGAAGCCCACGCAGACACGUGGAGAACAUGCAAACCCUGGCCUCUUUACUGCAAGGCAGCAGCGUUACCACUGCGCCACCCCGGUCUGCAAAGUGCUGUUUUCAAUGACAUUACCCAGCAACUUGUUCCAUGCAUCCCAUGGGUCUCUGUGAAGAACAGGGUCCUUCAAAAUGUGUUCAAAAAUAGAAUUGGUAGUUGUACAGCAUUUAGAGACUUUCCCUUUGGAAUCAUUUAUGCAGGUCUGAUUAAGACUCAAGGUAUUCUUCUUUUUAGUGUAUUUUCAUAUUCAUUACACUGUGGUAAAAAAAACUAUACUUAAAUCUGCUUGCGCAGUAAUUUAGAUGGAAAUAUCUGAUUUCCACAGCUUUUUUCAAAAGAAAGUGAGCAUUCGCUAGAAGAGUCAUCCUAAGCACGGCUUCCAGAUGAAUGUAACAAAAGCAAUGAGCAAAGAACUGACCCUUGAAUGAGGAGGAUACUUUAAAAUGAAGGAAGCCUGGCUCAGCGUAGAACUGGGGGGAAGGAAAACAAUGAAAGUGAAGCUGUGCUCGUGAAUCAUUUGUUCUUAUUAUGCAAUUUCUUGUUAAGAUUUUACAUGUCUGCGGUGGGCUGGCGCCCUGCCCGGGGUUUGUUUCCUGCCUUGCUCCCUGUGUUGGCUGGGAUUGGCUCCAGCAGACCCCCGUUACCCUGUAGUUAGGAUAUAGCAGGUUGGAUAAUGGAUGGAAGGAUGGAUUUUACAUGUCAUCCUCAUGUACCUGUGGGUUUUCUGUAGGGUGUCCACAUCUCUACCUAGAGACACUUCAGAGCCCAAACUAAAGUGUGUCCCUGUAUCCUGCAACUGGCAAACUUACAAUCCAGCAGCCCCUUCUUGCAUGCAGCCCAGCAUAUUCAUCAAGACAAAUCAGGAAAAACAAUCAAUGAACAGAAAGUAUUCCUUUUAAUCUUGCCUUUGAUUGGAUGCUUUACUCAAACCGAAAAGCCGACAGCCUUGUUCAUUUCCAGAAUGCCCCAGAAAUCAAGUGAUUAAACCAUAUGGGUUUUAUCUGCCUUAAUGGGCCCUUUGUCUCAUCAUUAGGCAUUGUCUGUCUCUAGACAGGUACAUUACAAGUAGAUUGGUGCCUUUUGAAGUUCAUCUGUUACCCAUUUGUUUGUUUUCCUUUUUUAAUAUAAAAGUGUUCCAUUAAAAAUUAGCUCUAAUUUAAUGUUCCCUGCUGGAAACAUUCUAUUAGCUCUGCAAAUUAAAUGUCACAAAUAGCAUUUAAUUAACAUAUAACAACAUACAGUGUUGGUCAAUUAAAGGUCUAAUAAUUCAGCGCUAAUCAAUGCUUAAUAAGAAACUUGACAGUUUACAGCCUCAUAUCCAUUUAAUAUUAAUGGCCGUUUAUUGACAAUGGAUCUUAAAAAUAUAUAUAUAUAUAUUGCAGUAGUCUUUUAUUAAAGGUUAAUGAAAUAUAGAAUGUUCAGUUAGUUAAUUAAAAUCCAGUGUUGGAAAAUCAUUCAACAUUAUGGUCCUGAAAUGCAGUAGCAAUUAAACUGUCUUACACUUUUAUGAAGUGAUUCCCUGGGUAUUUAUUUGUGUGUUUUGCACAUAGAUGGCUUUUAUUUACCCAUUUUCUGCCUUUAGAUAAAUAUGAAGGAAUCAUGAAGGAAACAGACAUUUUAAAACUUGCGCAAAGUACUCGAGCAUUAUUAAAGCCCCAAGUGUGACAGACACUUCAUUGUCAAUGAUGUGCUUAUUUCAGUAAAGAAUGCUUAGCCUUUUUUAGCCAUUCACUGCUGUUAUAGCAAUGAGAAGUGAGUGCCGUGUGUGAAUGAGUGAGUGUGCGUGUGUGUGUGUGUGUGUGUUAUGUAUGUUUAAUGGUUGAUGCAACCAUUUGUGUGUGUUGACUUUCCGCCUUUGUAAUUUCCUUUUUUUUUACACCUGCACUUACAUUGCAGUGCUGCUGCUUCGCCACAAGGUGUCUCUUCUUUUCUGGUCCGAUUUCUACAUAACAUGUAUACUAAAUAAAAGUGGUGGGAGACGUAUUACAAAUCAAUGGUUUGGCCAUUCAAAGCUAAGCCAUUGUGUUUUCUUUUACUUUGUGUGUGUCCAUUAAGUCAGUGCUAGUGCUCAGAACUGAUGAAUGUAAAAUCAACGGAGUGUUUCAGUAUUAAAAUGCACUUAUGUUUGGCCCCAAAAGUAUUCAAUGAAAUGCACCCUAUAAAGAUGGGAAAGAUUUCUGUUGUUUGCCAAAGGUGAGGUCCCGUUUUCUCUUUCAGUCUUUUUUUUUUUUUUUUGCACACCUCACUCUAAUUCAACCAGCAUAAAAUGCAAUAAUUAUUUAAAAAAAAAGUAUUCUGACAUGUCUUUUAUUGUUGUGCAGUGAAUUCUGUGCAUUUAGAUUAAGCAGGGCAGGCAAAGCUUGCCCCGUUCAAAAAUAACACGACACCAUGUCCUCAGUUGAAGAAGGUUCCCUUCAUUCCAGCUCCUUUGACUGUGGUGUAAUUGCCAAUUUUGAAAAAGGUUGUAAAAAUGUAAUGCAACGACACGAGAUGUCUUUGUUCAGGCAUGCUAUCCUUGUAAAGUUUUUAGCUAGUCUGUUUUUGUACAGAGCGGGAUAACUGUUGACCUGUUGAUUAAUAUUGUAAAGUUGUAAGGGUUGAUUUUUAUCGCUUUAUGUAUAAAUAAAAGUAUCUGGCUUGUUUUGCUUUGUACUUCAAAAAGUGUUGCACAAGUUUUGCUUUUUAUUUUUUUCUUUUUGUAUGUUUUUUAUUUUUUUAAUUCUGCAUAUUGUAUGUUUAUUUUAUAUUAAAACAGUAAUAUGUAAUGUACAAAAAUUUAAACAGUAGUUAUGUUGUUUUUAAAUGUUUCAUGUCUGUAAAAAAAUAAUAAUAUUGUAAGAGCUAGUAUGGCUAUGUCUCUGAAAGAGAACUGUGUUAUACUAGUGGUACAUUGGAUUACAAAGAAAUGCAAUUUAAAAAAGGGGUUUUUAUUAAAAAUGUCUGCAAAUUCA